Messenger RNA from Aedes aegypti (yellow fever mosquito), 5369 nucleotides. RefSeq lists its product as uncharacterized. Lineage: Eukaryota; Metazoa; Arthropoda; Insecta; Diptera; Culicidae. The transcript has 8 exons. Bases 489 to 5009 code for a protein of 1506 amino acids. The record is from RefSeq and is a predicted model, not a curated record.
AAACCCCACACAGUGAAGAAAAAAAAAACAUAAAACGAACGCAUUCGCUGCUGUAAUUCGUAUCGGUCGCUUGUAGUGAAAAAUAUCGAAAAGUAGUGAAAUUUCGCGUUCGGGUGUUCGCAAAAGAUGAUAAAUUUGCUGCCGAAGGUUUUGGUGACGAUUCUUUCGAACCGCUAGAGCUGUCCGCCCGGAAACUAUGUCCGAUUUCAAUCCGAGGUCAAACAGUGUCCAAACCGAUUCCGGUCCAUAUGUGAAAGUGUGUGAAGCUCCUUCAAAGCGAAAAGCAAUCUCCCCCUGCUGCUGGCUUGUAAGGUUUGCGUUUCGUGAAUGGCUAACAGUAAUGUGAUAGACAGUGAGACGAUAACAAGCAGGCCUAGUCGCUGGCUAACUAAAGUCCUUUAACAACUACUAAACUAAUCUCGGAGGAGGUCGCCUUCCGCGCAUCGGAGCUGUGCGUGACAAACUACGGGACAAACGUGUGCGAGAAGAUGAAAUCGCCUCACGAUUGGUUCAACGAGAUCAAGCAAACCGAAAAAGAACCGAUUCGAUUGUCAGACAUUGACAAUCUGCUCGAGGAUAGCAUAUUCAACUCAUCCAAUGGAGCCAAACUUGCAGAGUAUCUCAAGAAGAAGCGGGGAGGUGCAGGCCGUGUUCGGUUGCACAACAUUUUCGAACAAGUGGCAGCCAAUAUGCCGAAACCCACCUUCAACUUUGACAUGGACUCAUCCGAACCGAAUCCGCUGCCGGAAUCGCCUCAAGUAGCUGAUCAACCAGCCUCAUCGCAAGCGGAUCCGAUUGCGACUACUAGUGCAGCACCGGUGCAAAAUGGAAACGUUCCGGUCGAAGUAAUGGCUUCAGCUCCUAACACUGAACCUCCCGCGGUAGUCAACGUUGUUAAUUUGAGAGCGGCAUCACCAAUACCCUUUGGCAAAUCUCCUAGUGCUAAGGCAGACCUUGGCCGGCAAGCGUUGCUCAACCAAUACCACAGAACCAACACGGCCAAAUGUGAGUUGCUCAAGCAGAUCACAUCGAGCACACCCAAACCGGAUACUAAUGGUACCUUGAGUCGUAUAUCCGCCUUCACGACAUCGAUAUCGCCAAUCAUUGAGAGUAACGCGUCACCCGCCGAGGCAUCACAGCCAGCUGUAGCACCACAACCGGUGGCCAAUCCGAUUCCAUUAUCCUCAAUCUUACCCAAUGAAUCGAUCGUUCCAGCAACACAGAAUGUCUUAGCACCUUGUUCACAAGCUCCUCCGCCAAGCACUCCACAGAAAGUAGUUAUCAUUGGCACACCGGUAGAACCUGGCCCGGACGCUCCCGAUAUGAUAAUACCGGAAACUCCUAGUCCUGUUAAAGUACCUAACGAGUCUCCCAAAGUUGCGCAUCAUAUACAACCUCGAAAGCUGACUGAUACCUUCAACAAACUGCAUACCGAUAUGGCAAACGCUUCCAACGAUAAUGAAAACAUGACAUCCGAUGAGAGUGGACCAAUAGAAGAGGAACAGCCACCGGUAUCAAGUGUAUCUCAUCAAAACGGCGAGGCAAGCAUCAUGCGAAAGAGUAUUCUCAAGGAUGCUGAUGCAUCUUCCCAAAACAGACGUGUUUCGCUUCGUGUAUCCUUCUCCCAACAAUUGGUUCAGGAACGGGAGAUUUCACCGGCACCUUCCAUACCCGAAGCCCACUACUCCAGUUCAUCCGAUGAUGAUAGUUCGAAUUCGAGUGAUGACGACUACCAAGUCGUAGACGAGGUGUACAGCGAUGACGGAGCGGAAUGCGAUCCCAAGGAGAUCCAGGAAAAUUAUAAAGAACUAGUUGGAGCCACUGAGAAGCAAGUGUUCGACAUCCCCGAGCGGCCACCAUCGCCACUAAUCAAUGUAGUCGACGAAGCUCCUAUGCGGUGGUACGAAACAACGAUCUCUCGGCAACAAGAACAUGAUCGAAACAAUGGCGGCUUGGCCCCUCCUGCAACGUGUGCCAAAGAAAACAAAACCAAUCUACAGCUGGUGGAUAUCAUAACCGAUUGGGAUGAGGAAGAUGACGAGGAAGAGGAGGAACAAGAGGAGAAUCAAAAGGAACAAUCACAGUCUCCGGAAAAAGUACUACCACCUAUUGAGAUACCUGAAACGCAGCUGUUAACCCAACAGACAAACGAGACCAUCUGCGAGACAAUGGACAUAAGCAACGUGGAAGACUCGGCAGAUCGAUUGGUAGAACUUCCUCCUCCUCCUGUAAGUUUCAACGGAACCGCUCAGGACCCACACGGUUCACCAGAGCGGCCACUUACGCCACCGUCACAGUUCACCGAUUCUGCCAAACGACGCUUCCUAAGAGAGAACGAAGACGCGCUCAUAUCCCGGUUGCAGAACGAACUUCCAGCUUCACAACAGGAACCAUCUCCCGAUAUGGAUGAUAAGGUGUCAGAAUCUCUGGCAGAGGCAAUUCAGUCGUUCCGUGAGCAGCCGAAGACAACAGCCGUCGUUGUCGAACAUAGGAAAACAAUAAUUCCAACGAAAAGAGGUCGUCGCCCAAAACCCAGCGAUCCGGCCACCACAACCUAUUUUGAGACUGUCGAAAAAACUUUCGUUAAGCCAAAACCCCCCUCUAAGAAAUCGACUGGGUUCAAACCUCUAACAACUGCACAAAAACGGAAACUGUAUGCCAGCACGAAACAUCCUCAAUCACCGGAGCAUUCAAAAGGGAAAUCAGUAGAACCGAAGACAGUUGCCCUUAAAACAUUCAACAUUGUACUAAGAAGGAUCGAAAUAGGUAAAUAUCUGCAGAUUUUGUCCGACGCCGAUCGGGCGACCAUAGAAGGUAUCGCCGAACGUAAAGCCAAACCAAAACCCAAUUUGAAAAAUUAUAAGGAGAUUUCUGAAAAGGUCAGGACAGCCCCUGCAGGCAAUGAUCAGCAGCAAACAUCCGACGCGUCCAAUCGCUCACUAGAGGGUGUUCCUGGCGCAGCUUCAGAUAGUAACGAACCAAACUUCGCUGGCUUCUCCGAGAAUGAAAACGUCCAUCCGGAACCACCUCCUGCGCUUGAGAAUGUACUCUUGCGCGUUGCGAACGAGCCUACUAAAACCAACGCUGUUCGCCGUAAGGUUGGUAGACCGCAAAAGAGUAAGCAGAGUGCAAAAAAUAUCAUCAAGGUGAAUGAACAACCAGCAACUGGCGAGAGCGGCGAAAACAGUUCGGAAAUAAGACUGACCACCAGCGAGGAAAAUGCACAACAAGUGCGGAUAUCGGAAGCGACGGAACCACAAUCGGAAUCCGAGCACCGAACAGAGGAGGAACGGAUGAUCUCCCGACAAUUACUUACUGCGAGUGAUACAAGUGAUGUUCAAGGCCGUGCGCAGAAACCAAAAAAUCGAGGCCGAAAACGUAAAACCCCUGAGGCUCCAGAGCUGGAUAGCGCUGAAUUAGCAAACUCUGAAGCACCAGUGGAACCUUUGACAUCGACGUCCAAUAAAACCACUGCACCGGAAAGUGUUGGAAAAGCAAACGAGAUUCACACUUCGGAAAUUCCUAACAGAUUGGAAUCGACGUCCAACAGUAGCGGUACAGCGCCCAGUACGUUGACAAGCAUUGAAGCGCAAGGAUCGGAAACGUUGUUGACAAGCGCCAAUGAGGUGCCCUCAAAAGCUAAAAAACUGCCCAAAACUAAACAGAAACCUGUUGCUGAGUUAAGAAACCCCACUGUUGAAGUAUCGCCUGAAAUUAACAAUAUUGCUAUUGACGGAUCCACAUCAUCUCUGACCUCGUCAUCCGGCGACGAUAAUGCUUCUUCUGGAGGCAAAAAUGAUGGAGGAAAUUUACCGUUGAAAAAACGUACUAUAAGACAAGCUUCAAACGAUGAACCACCGGCUCUGGAACCAUUCGGUGGCGAUAGAUCCGUCGAAACCAGCGAUAACGAACCACCAAUCCUCGUACCCCAUGAUCCGGUUCCCAGUACUAGCAAACGAUCAAGAAGAAAGAAAGCAGAUAAACACGCGGAGAAGCAUACAAUGGAAAAACCCGAGAAAAAAGCCUGGUGGCAGUCGAGGUUUUAUCGUGAUCGGAAUGACGAAUUUGACAAAACAUGGAAGCCAAAAAAGUCUCAGAAAGAUAGCUACAAUCAACAUAUUCGUAGUAAGAAUCACCGAAAAGGAGCGAAUAAUACGGAUGAAUCCGAUUCGGAGCCAGUGCGUCGCGGUAGCCGCCAGCGACGCAUAGCAGAGUCAGUUCUACAGAAGAAUCCGCACGUCAAAUCGGUCUACGAUAAACCCAUCUACCGGGAAAUGACAUCGGAAGAGAUGAUGGAGCUGCAGUUGCAAGAGCAAAAACUCAGGAGAAUGAAAGCGGCAGAAAUGGCAGCUAGUAACAGCACAGUGCCGGAUAAGCGUGUAAACCGGAAGCGCGCCCAGCAAGAACCGGCAGAACCAACCACGUCCAAGCGAAACCGACCCGAUAAUGAAGGAGUGGAGGGCUCGCAACAACAGGAGGAAGUGCCAAGUACAGCCCUUGCUACGUGCCCCCUUCCCAAUGCGGCCAAUGUCAGUGCUGAAUCAGCGCCCAUGGACCGGUUGACGCAGGAGAAGAUGGAUACUUAUGGAUGGAUCCAGAAGCUUAUGGACGGAACCUUGAGGGGAGGUGCACGUAUAGGCUGUUCGAGGAAUCUCAUGCAGUACACCUUGGACCAUCUCGUCUUCAAGGAACACAACGGCAUACAGUAUUCAUUUUACUCUGACACCCAUAAUGAUAACUAUGGCUUUUUAAGGUUUGCCCCUUCGGCAGUCAAAAAGCUCACAAAAACUUCGAACUUUCUACUUAAAUUCCUUGUCAUGGCUGGCAACCUUACCUUUCAUCUAAAUGGUACUAAGCUUUCAAUCACGAGUGGUGACUUUUUAAUGCUGCCAGAAAAUUCCAAGUAUGGCAUUGAAAACGGUAAGGAAGUAUCGCUCCUCUUCAUGGUCAAAAUGCUUUGCCAGCCACAGGAUUGUACUGUACCGAGUCAUGAGAAUACCGCUGUUUGAAUGUACUUUAUUAAAAUUUUCAUUUUCAUGGAAUUUUAAUAGUGUAAAUUCCAAAAGCAGACUUCCAUGACCUCAGUGUAGGACAACACUGUAUAGCCAUGUCGUGGUUCGGUGAGGGAGACACUAGAUUUCGUACCUUUUUGUAAGUUAUUUUAUAGCGAAGCGUGUAUUUUAAUGUUAUUUAGAGUCAUUGUAUAAAAAUUAGGAUACAGAAAAUUUUUGUUUUUAUAGUUAGCUCACUGCAGGAGCCGUGCAACAGUGCACUGUGUGCCACAUUGGAGUCCAAGCAGGCAGUUGGAGCUAAAAACGAUUGAAUGUUUCCAAAAUAUACUUUUUUUUUCAAUCCAGUGAACCAUUUUA